UGGCUCGCGGGCUGUAGGCUGGUGGCCGGCAGAAGCGGAAGAAAUUGUCAAGAACCGUCAGAUUGUGAUAAUGGCCGCUCCGGUGAAAAAACGUGAUAUCCAACGAAAUUCUUUGGAUAGAAGCAGCGAUGACGAUGAUGGAAAUUCGUCGAGCAGUGAAGACAACGAACUAGAAGUUCAAGAUCAAUUGGGAAUGGAAAUUCAAGUUGACUUUGAGGGAAGAAAUCCGUUGGAUCCGGAUUAUCAUGGGAUUAAAACUCUUUUGCAACAACUCUUCUUGAAAGCUCAUAUAGAUUUGGGUAGUCUCACAGAUCUAAUUAUUUCGCAAAAUUACGUGGGUUCGGUUGUUAAACAAUCGGAAGAUUUAGAUGAGUCAGACGAUGAUGAAGAAGACAGUGAUGUCAAUGAUGUUUUCGGUAUUACUACUGUAAUUAAUUUAUCUAGUGGACAGAAUUACCCAUGUAUACAACAGCUCAGAGACUUAUUAAGGCAAUUGGCAAAUGAACAUGCAACAGAUGCAACAAAUACCAUGAUUAAGCAUGUCCUUGAAAAUGAUUCAGAAGCAUUAGGUUUGCUGAUCAAUGAAAGAUUUGUGAAUAUUCCAGCACAGAUAUCUGUGCCCCUGUUAGAAAAUUUAGUUUCUGAAAUAAAAAGAGCAAACAGCAAAAAGAUGCCCUUCAACUUUUCAUACUACAUAUUGAUCUGUAAAUUAUACAAAACAGAGGAUAAAGAUUUGGAGAAGAAAGUGACACACAAAAAGAAAAAUAGUGCAGAGGAACCAACUAUAAUAUGGAGUAAUCCAGAGGAAGAGAUCUUUGCAGAGGAAGCAACAGUCAGCUUUGAAUUUUCAGUUGAGAAUGAAUCGGACACUGGUCUUUCAGGAGCUUGGGGGAAAUCAGAUAAUGAAAUGAUGCCUUACAGAAGGGUACUGUUGUUUGAAAGCAGUAAAUUACAACCAAUUAUUGGUAAAAUAAAGAAACAUAUUUCGUAAUUAGUA
This is a messenger RNA of Ceratina calcarata, 997 nucleotides long. RefSeq names its product protein BCCIP homolog. The record is from RefSeq and is a predicted model, not a curated record. Gene Ontology annotation, cellular component: nucleus. NCBI's taxonomy places the organism in Eukaryota, Metazoa, Arthropoda, Insecta, Hymenoptera, Apidae. The coding region runs from base 71 to 991 and encodes 306 amino acids. The transcript has 3 exons.